AUGCCACGCUCGGGGGCACGUCUGCGCAAUGCGUGGGUGCGCGUCUUCGUCGUCGCGUUCGCAGCCGCAUCGUGCGCGCGAGCGGAGGAGUCGACAGAGACGGAAGAACCGAGACUCAUCGGUUGGUUGGGUGAGGUCGCUCGACCGCCCGCGCCGAGCGCCACCGGCGAUGGCGCGACGAAUAGCUCGAUCGAGGAUGCGUUGCUGUCUUCAUCCAGCGAGAGCGCGGUGAAAGGGGCGAGCGAGAUUGGGGCGAAGGCGAGAGGGACGUGGACGACGCUGAGCUGGUCGCCGCGCGCGUUUCUGUACCAAAACUUCUUGACGGAGGACGAGUGCGAGCACCUGAUCGCGCUGGGGGAGAAGAAGUUGGAGCGAUCGACCGUGGUAGGAAGUAAGGGAAAAGAGGGCGACGUGCACAGCGCGCGGACGUCGUUCGGGACGUUCAUCACGAGACGUCUGACGCCAACGUUGAGCGCGGUGGAGGAUCGAGUCGCCGAGUACAGCGGGAUUCCGUGGAGACAUCAAGAGCAGUUACAGCUGUUGCGGUACGAGAAGGGUCAGGAAUACGUCGCGCAUCACGAUGGAAUCGUGAGCAAGGGGAACGGUGAGAAGCGUAUCGCGACGGUUCUGAUGUUCCUGCGUGAGCCUGAGUUUGGUGGAGAGACGCAUUUCCCAGAUGCGACGCCGCUUCCGGCGACGAGGUCAGAAUUCCUCGGUAGUAGAGCGAAGCUCAGCGAUUGCGGAUGGAAUGAAGGUCGAGGUUUCAGCGUGAUUCCGCGAAAGGGCGACGCUAUCCUAUUCUUUUCUCACCAUAUAAACGGCACGAGUGAUGACGCAGCGAGUCACGCUUCAUGUCCGACGCUUCGUGGAAUCAAGUACACUGCAACAAAAUGGAUUCACGAGAAGGAGUUCGACACGACGACGUUCGAAACGCCGAUGUGCGAAGAUAAAGAGGACAUGUGUGAUCAAUGGGCGAACAGCGGUGAAUGCGAAAAGAAUCCCGUCUUCAUGAUGGGAAUCGAAACUGUUGGCUCGUGCUCGAAGAGUUGUUGCGCACGAGAUCGGUCUCGACUCAGCGACAUCCAGAAGAGGUUCUGUGAGCCAUGCGAUGAGAAGAUGUGA
Ostreococcus tauri is the source of this 1122-nucleotide messenger RNA. RefSeq names its product Oxoglutarate/iron-dependent dioxygenase. Gene Ontology annotation, biological process: peptidyl-proline hydroxylation to 4-hydroxy-L-proline. Gene Ontology annotation, molecular function: L-ascorbic acid binding; iron ion binding; procollagen-proline 4-dioxygenase activity. Gene Ontology annotation, cellular component: endoplasmic reticulum. NCBI's taxonomy places the organism in Eukaryota, Viridiplantae, Chlorophyta, Mamiellophyceae, Mamiellales, Bathycoccaceae. The record is from RefSeq and is a predicted model, not a curated record. The transcript has a single exon. Bases 1 to 1122 code for a protein of 373 amino acids.